Molecule: messenger RNA, 3630 nt
Organism: Siniperca chuatsi (mandarin fish)
Lineage: Eukaryota; Metazoa; Chordata; Actinopteri; Centrarchiformes; Sinipercidae
Gene: zdhhc21
Product: zinc finger DHHC-type palmitoyltransferase 21
Exons: 9
Coding region: 119-916 (265 amino acids)
Biological process (GO): peptidyl-L-cysteine S-palmitoylation; protein targeting to membrane
Cellular component (GO): endoplasmic reticulum; Golgi apparatus
Molecular function (GO): protein-cysteine S-palmitoyltransferase activity
Source: RefSeq, a predicted model, not a curated record
GAUACAAAAUUUGAGUGGCCAGACAUACAAUGCAUCUCUGUGAAGCCGUUGUCAGGGCUGUCAAGAGGAGGGGAAAAAGAGCAAAGACAUCUUAAGCUUCCCCGGAGUGCCAGCAGCCAUGAAGCUUCGACUGCACUUUGUGGUGGACCCCAUGGGCUGGCUGUGUAUCAGCAUGGUGUUUGGGAUCUGGCUCUACAACACUUUCUUUAUUCCUAAACUGGUUCUACUUCCACACUACAAUGAAGGACACAUUCCUUGGGCCAUUGUUGUUUGUUAUUACAUAGCAUCAGGACUCUGCAUAGCGGCGCUAUUCAGAGCUUCCACAGCAGAUCCUGGCCGUCUUCCUGUGGACCCCCACAUACCUCACUCUGAGCGAGAGCACUGGGAGUUGUGCAAUAAGUGCAACUUAAUGAGACCUAAAAGGUCCCACCACUGCAGUCGUUGUGGCCAUUGUGUACGCAGAAUGGACCACCACUGUCCUUGGAUCAAUAACUGUGUGGGAGAAGACAACCACUGGCUCUUCCUGCAGCUCUGUUUCUACGCUCAGGUCCUCAGUUUGUUCACCCUGGUGCUGGACUUCUGCCAGUACUAUUACUUCCAGCCACUGACAGGACUAGACCAGGAGAAGUUUACAACACGCCAUGAAUUGGCUCUGCUGCGAGUCUCAGCGCUCAUGGGCUUGGUCAUGUUUGGUGGCAUGACUAGCUUGUUUUACACUCAGAUGACGGGCAUCCUCUCUGACACUACCACCAUUGAGAAAAUGGCUCUGUUCUCAAAUGAAAUUUAUGGCUCAAAGAGGUCCUGGCAGUGGGCACUAGCUGAAGUUUGCGGCACUCGCUGGAAACUCCUGUGGCUCAACCCGCUCCGAAGCAGGCAGCCGCUCCAAGCCAGCCACCACUUCCGCACCCACGUGUAGGCCAGUAGCACUAUAGUACCUCCUACCUACACAGAUGGCCCAGACUGGCAGUAAAAACAGGGUCAAGAAACACCUAAGGGAGUAAAUGAUGCUUUUUUACUCACUGUGACUGCUACUUUGAGCAUUUGGAAACCACUUUUAAUGGCUAAUUGCACCAGAAGGAUGGAAGUCAUCUGAAAGAAGCUGGCGAAAGGGACCCCUCUCAGGUUACUUUAAGAGCCUUUACUACUGACCUUCAAUCAACUACAGAUAGAACUAGGGUAACUCCAGUGUGUCUAUUAGAAAGGCAUUUUUUUGUAUAAAGUUUGUGCCUUGUUUCUUUUAACUAUGUCCUUUUUAUUUGUCAUGCAUGAUCAAUGUUUUUGUUUUAUAUUUUCUGGUUGGUGAUCUUCUAGUUAGGAAAUUUCUUGUGAAUAGUGAAGGGAUCUGGAAUCAACUGCAUUCCUUUAAUUGGUGAUCGUUUGAUGAUUCAUGAAUGUUUUCUUGUAUUGUUCUAUGAACGUUUUCUGAAGUGAUGUUUUAUGAAGCAUGGCCGCAGAAAAAAGUUACGUGAAUACUGAUAAAUGAUACUUUCAUGACAAAUGACCAGCUGGGUACGAAUAUGUGCAAUAACAAGCAGACAGUUAACACUUCACCAUGCCAUGGUAAAAUCCAAUAUUAGAAACAAGUUCAUACUAUCAAAUCUUAGGCUGUAUGUGUCGUAGUCAAACCUGCUGUAUAAUCAAAUUGUUUCUCUGAGUAUAGCAAACAUUCCACAGCAAUUUAUAUCAUGACCUGAUUAUAACCUGUUGUGAAAUCCUUAUUGAAGGGGUUCGAGUGUCACAAACUAUCCUCAAAGAUAACUUAAAUCACAUCUUAAAAGAAUAGUUUGAAAUACACUUUUUCGCUUUCUUGCCGAGAGUUAGAUGAGAAGAUCGAUACCACUCUCAUGUCUGUCAUGUUAUAUCUUGCUUGUUUAAUCCAUAGAAAAAACAAAGUGUAAAAAAGACAAGUUGUGGUUUUACAGGGGGUUUAUGUCUUUAUGCUAAGUUAAGUUAACCACCUGCUGGUUGUAGCUUCAUAUGAAGUGUACAGACAUGUAGGUGGUAUCGAUUUUCUCAUCUAACUCUCGACAAGAGAGCAAAUAAGCGUAUAUCCCAAAAUAUCUAACUAUUCUUUUAAAUCAGUAUGUCAGACAAUGUUUAGCUUAAGUCUGCUCUGUCAACCAUAGCACUUAAAAUGCAUGACCUUUGAACACGUCUUUCAUUUUAGUACUCCGGAAGAUAUAAUUUGUGAUUUAUACUAUAAUUUUAGUGCUGCAUCAGUAAGGUCGUAAAUGUGACUAAACCAAUGGCUUUAUAAAUGCGUAUCUUGCUACUUUAUUAGGCUACGUGUGGUAACAUACAGCUAGUUAACACUUGAUACAACACUGACAGUUUAUUUAUUUUUGUUUUGCUGUAACCCUAUGGUACUGUUUAGAGAUUUUAUUGAAUUCUUUAACAGGAUACUUAGAGAGAUGAUGAUUCAGCAGUGCAUAAUAAUACUAGCAUAGCUGUGUUGUCAUUGUCUAUAAUACUUGGCAAUCCCAUAGCUAAACCUGUACAUAAACAAAGCUUGUCGUGUGGGAAAUAUUACAAUACCCAAGUAGUUUAAGUGCCUUUCUAGGUCUUCUUUUGACUCUCACUGUACAUCAUCAUCAUGUUGGUCUCCAUAAAAGCUAAAGACCUGGGGAAAUGUUGCAAUAGUCAGCAAGCAUUCAGUAAACGCAUGUUUCACCAAAUUUCUGAAGGUAGCGGUUCAAUAUUAUGCACUGAUUUUCCCAUCAGCUCACAGUCUGUUUUAGUACAUUAAUAGAAAGUCUUGACUUUAUUUUAUUUGCUGUGUAUCCUUUGUUUUAUUCGUAUCUUUAAUCUGAUUGUUUGCAUUUGCAUGAGUGUGUGUUGAUAACUUUGCUCAGUGGUUUUUAUAACUCAGAUUCAGGUUCUUGGAUGUUUGUGUGAAUUAUUACUAUUAAUUUUUGGCGGCGGGAUAAUGGGUGGGCAGAUGUGUGUGAUUGGCUUUAACCAUUUCUUUUACAAAUAGUUUUUGAAAGCAAUAAGCAUUGUGAAUCUGUAAAGCCACCCUUAUUGUUACAGCAGUAGUGAAAAUCUGGUAUGUAUUGUGAAGUAUGUAAACUGGAUGGGGUUUCACUCAUUACUCACUGACCAGUGAAAACCUGACUUAAACAUUUGUCCAUACUUCAGUAACCUUAGCCAAGAUCAACACUACUGUAGCUGCUGUGUAUAGUUUUACAGUAUAUCUUCAAAUAACAACAUGUAAGCCUCAAUGCCUCAUGUUGUUAGGGACUGGAUAACAGAAAGGCUUGGUUCAUUUGAUUUGAAUCAAGAGCUGCAGGAGACUGGAGGUGUGAGCAUUUCAGAGAUACUGUGCUCACACAUCCAUUAUCUGUCGUCCCCCAGGGCUCUCAGUUUGGAUCUGUGCAGUUUUGUUCACAUUGUUCUUUUGCUGUUUUUGGAAUGUGUUUUCAAGCUUUAUUUUGUUUCAUUCAGACCUCAAACACUGGAACAGUGAAGUUUUGUGAAUUAAAUGGAUACACCAUAAAUAUAUUAUCCAUUUCUUUAUGUCUAGAAAGCCUAUGAUUGUCAAUUAAUUAUAUUAGAAAACUGUAUUAAUUGUGAUUAUAGAAAAUAUCAUAUAGGUAUUCAAAUUCUAAUAAAUUAGAUUCUGGAUUUGAA